AUGGUUUAUGAAACAUCUUACGAAACUGGCCUUCGUCCAUUUGUUCCGGACACAAAUCGUGGCCAUUGGUCAAGUCCAAGUGAUUUUAUAUAUGCCGGUAUUGCUUUGGUUUUUCGAAUGGAUUUUUUCGCUAUGUCAUGGUUCUUUUCCAUGGAAUUUGUGGAUACCGCCAUAAUACCGACUUAUUUACUAACAUUGGCUGUUUAUACAAUACCACUCAUGGUAAUACAAUCAUUUUUGGGUCAGUUUUCUAGCAGUAGUUAUAUAUCAACAUUUCGUAUAGCACCUUUAUUCAAAGGUAUUGGUUACAUAACAUUAGCCAUAAACUUAUCUGUAAUUAUGUACUAUAGCAUAUUUGCUGUAUUACCACUGGUCUAUAUGUUUGCCUCCAUGCAGCCCACGUUGCCCUGGAGCUGUGAGGGUCUUAAGAAAUGGGCUGUUAACUUAACUGAGGAAGAAGAGGUCAAUCUGUGUAAUAUAAAAUUCGAAAAUGCCACCAAUGAUGAUAGUGGAUCCAGUAAUGAGACCAUGUAUGAAUAUAUUAAUCAUCAUAUACCAUCUGUAUUGUAUUUAAAAACUAUUUUUAAUGAUGAAAACUUAUUUGAAUCUUAUGAUUUGGAAUUUAAUAUGUCCUGGCAGUUGGUGAUAUGCUCUAUUUUACUUUGGUAUUUAGUGGCAUUUGUAAUUUAUAAAUUUUUUGAUGCAGAAAGGAUGGGUCAACUUAUACGCUAUAGCGUUCGAAUUUUUAUUUGUUUAUUGGUAAUAUGUUUGAUACGUUUUAGUUUCCUACCAGGAGCUGGAGCAGUUUAUCGAAAAGUGAUAAUACCACCUUGGAUAAAUUAUGUUCAAGGUAUAACCAUGAUUCCUAUAUACGGUUUAUCGGCUUUUGGUCCUGGUUGGGGUCUAUUUAUAACACUCUCUAGUUUCAAUAAAUUUAAAACUAACAUUAAGAAAACAAGUUGGAUAAUUGGUCUGGCACAAAUGUUUAUCAUUGUGGCAAUAAGUUUACUAACACAUUUAACGGAGAGAUACUUUAAAGAAAUAACUGAUAACAACUAUUAUUCGCGUGUGGAACGUAUUUUGACUUUGUACUUAUCCAGUGGCAGUGUUAUGGUCGACAUGGCAUGGGCCAAUUUAUGGUCCAUUUUAUUCUUUUUUAUGCUGUUUUUGGGAGCUACACUUUUGAUAAUCAUACAACUAUUUUCGACAUUGACUACAAUAUUUGAUGAGUUUGAUACGUUAAGAGAACGUAAAACUGAGAUUUGUAUGAUGGUUACUGGUGCGGUUGCUUUGUGUUCCCUGUACUUUACCUCAAAUCACGGAAUCAACUAUUUUAGUGUACUAUGGAUUGAUUCCAAUAUCACACAAAAUGCCAUCAAUUUAUUAUUAUUACUAAUUGUCCUUUGGAUAUAUGGUCGCAUACGUUUUCAACGUGAUAUAGAAUUUAUGAUAAAAGAUCGUUUCUCUACCUGGCAAGUAAAUUUUCUGAGAUUUGUUGUACCAUUAUUUAUGCUUCUGGCAUUGCUUGCAGCUAUAGCAAUAGCAUCGAUGGAGCAUGCCGUAUCUAUUCCUGGCAUUCAAUUUAUAUGCAUAACUUUUGUUCUUUUACCUUGGAUUUUUAUACCAUUUUAUGCCAUACGCUCCAUGUACCAGGGUAUUGGUACAUUAAAAACACGUUUCCAGCAUUGUUGUCGACCAAAUGACUGGUAUCCGGUCGAUGCUAAAGAUCGUCAACGUUACGAAGUCGCUAUGGGUAAUACGGAUGCAACACAUCAUUUAAAUGACGUUACCGAAGAAAUAUAAUUUGAGAAGAUAUUUAUAAGUAUUUGUGAGAUUAAAUAAAUUUAGACUUAAUUUUGAUUUCAACUAAAUAAAAAAGUAAGAAAUUAUAGUUGGGCCAACCUACAAAAGUUAA
Molecule: messenger RNA, 1915 nt
Organism: Lucilia sericata (common green bottle fly)
Lineage: Eukaryota; Metazoa; Arthropoda; Insecta; Diptera; Calliphoridae
Product: sodium- and chloride-dependent neutral and basic amino acid transporter B(0+)-like
Exons: 10
Coding region: 1-1803 (600 amino acids)
Biological process (GO): sodium ion transmembrane transport
Cellular component (GO): membrane
Source: RefSeq, a predicted model, not a curated record